This is a messenger RNA of Periophthalmus magnuspinnatus, 2071 nucleotides long. Its product is annotated as tripartite motif-containing protein 16-like. Lineage: Eukaryota; Metazoa; Chordata; Actinopteri; Gobiiformes; Gobiidae. The record is from RefSeq and is a predicted model, not a curated record. The transcript has 3 exons. Gene Ontology annotation, molecular function: zinc ion binding; protein binding. Bases 132 to 1799 code for a protein of 555 amino acids.
UCCGGAUAUGACGAAUGUCUUGCCUUUAUAACCUCGUGGCCACACGGAGCACGUGCUGUUUCUUCGCUGGAGGUUUGUGGAUUGUUAACACAUACAGUCUAUGACCGGGGCUUUCUAAAAUAUUGGACGAAAUGUAUAAGUCCUGCGAGUGGGUGCCGCCUAUCCUGCAGCUCAUAGCAAAGGAACGUGACUUUAGUCCAGAGAAGUUUAGCUGCAGUGUUUGCUCGGAGGUGCUGAAGGAUCCCGCCACUAUCCCUUGUGGCCAUACUUUUUGUGCCCAGUGCGUUACGACCCACUGGGACAGAGAGGACUGUCGGUCUUGGCACACCUGCCCCCAGUGCCUGGAGGAGUUCUGGCCGAGGCCCGUCCUGAUUAGAAACACCACGCUGGAAGACGAGAUCAAGGCAGUGCGGGACAAAGCGGCAGCAUUUGUUUACGCGCAACCGGGAGACGCAGCGUGCGACAUGUGCCCCAGAAAGAAACGAAAAGCUGUUUCCGCGUGCAUGGGCUGUCGGAUAUCAUACUGUGAAAGCCACAUCUGGGACCACUAUAAUGGGAAAGACGCGUACAAAACGCACACGUUAGUGAAGCCAGGUAUAAAUCUAAAGGACAACGUCUGCCCUAUCCACCACCAGUAUGUAACCAAGUACUGCUGUACAGACAACCACAUGGUCUGCCCCACCUGCGCAACCAGACAACAUGAAGGCCAUAAAAUAACCUCCACUAGAACUGAAAUGAAGCGGAGGAAGGCAGUGAUGCUUUCAGAGGAGGAGCGUUUAGAGGCCCAAUUGCUGCACCACCAGGAGGUGCGGAAGAAGAUUGAAAAGAUGAUUGAUGGUCUGACUUCCAGGGCAGACAGUGAGGGGCAGUUAAGAUCAGUGCGGUUCUUGUGGUUAAUCCAGCUGAUGCAGAGACGACAGUACGAGGUGGAGGAUGAGAUCACGAUGCACAAGAGAUCACUCCAAAAGCUUGAGGACCAUGUGGAGCAGGAACUGUCUGAGCUGAGGAGGCAGCAGGUUGAAUUGGAUUCUCUGUCUCUGACACAGGACCCAGCUCAGUUCUUACUAAAGUAUCACCAGCUCUCUGAGCUGAAGGAGAAUCCUCAUUUUGUCAGUGACCAUUUACCUCCUUGUUUUAUUUUUAAGCUCAUGGAAGCUCUGAUUGACAUCCCCCUUAGACUCUCCAACUGCACAAACUUGGGACUUGCUAUGACCCAGAACCCACUGCUGGGGCAACAGCCCAUCACCAGAGAGCAGUAUCUGAACUACGCAGUUAACAUCAGCCUGGACCCUAACACUGCACACAGACGACUGGUACUAUCAGAGGAGAACUGCAAAAUCAGUGUGGUUAAGCAGGAGCAGGACUAUCCUGCCCAUCCUGCCCGCUUUAGUCAUGUUCUACAGGCCUUGAGCAACCAAGAGUUAACAGGACGGCGCUACUUUGAAGUGCAGUGGCAGAAACAACCAAAGUUUUUAGGAUUUACAUACAAGAAGAUUGGAAGAAAGGGAAAACGAGACGAUUGUAUCCUGGGAAUGAAUGAUAAGUCAUGGGCUUUGCAUUUUUACCAUUCGAAGACCUCCCUGUGGCACAAUGGAGAAGAGGUGGAAAUUAUGAGUUUUUACAAAGUGAACAGAGUAGGAGUAUAUCUAGACCAGACGGCAGGGAACAUCUCCUUUUAUGAUGUUGAUCAAGAGAUGUGCCAGCUUGCUAAAGUCCAGACUGUCUUUCAAAAGCCGGUGUAUGUGGCAGCCAGAUUUACUGAAAAGAAGAACUCUCUUGAGUUUGUGAAACUAAAGUAAUUGCAGCUCUCGGGGCCAACAAAAUGUACCACCUAAACCUCUUUAGGUUGCAAGAUUACAUUUGAUUUUCUAAAUUUGGUUUUGAUUGCUCAAAAAACUCUGCCUCUUCAAAGUCGACCUCAGCCCAUUCAAUCCAUCUAGUUUUUCAUUGUUUCUAUGUUAUGUUUUUGUAAUCGCUAUUUUAAUUGAAUUUAAUUUGGUUUUGUUUACUUGAAUGUAUUCUAAUACUUGUUAUCACAUCUUGUCAAAAAUAAACACAUUUGAUUUUAAUU